AAGUCAGAGACUUAAGGACACGGGCCCCGCAACCAGAUGGUCCGCAGGAGAGCCGCCAGCUCCAGCCGCAGCUCCGGGAGCGGGAGAGCCCCGCCGCGCCGCACGGACUGAGACGCCCGGGCGGGCAGCGCAGCGGGGCCGUGCCCAGCGCCGGGCUCGGGAGACCCCCACCUGACGACGGCCGCUCGAUCCCGUGCCGGGGGGGCCCCCAGCGCCGUCUUCUCCUCCCCGCAUCCCCCUUUGCUUUCAUGCAACGCCUGGUGGCCUGGGACGCAGCAUGCCUCCCCAUUCAGCCGCCCGCCUUUAAAUCCAUGGAAGUGGCUAAUUUCUAUUACGAGGCGGACUGUUUGGCUGCUCUCAACAAGCUGCACCCGCGGGCGGCCGGGGGCCGCUCCAUGACCGAACUUACCGUAGGGGACCACGAGAGAGCCAUUGACUUCAGCCCCUAUCUGGACCCCUUAGCAGCAUCCCAGCAGCCGGCGCAGCCGCCGCCUCCCGCAGCAGCAGCAGGGGGCAACUUUGAGCCUGCCUGCAGUAGCGGCGGCCAAGAUUUCCUUUCCGAUCUCUUCGCCGAGGACUAUAAAGGCAGCGGCGGCGGCAAGAAGCCCGACUACACCUACAUCAGCCUCACCCGGCACGGCCACCCGUGCGGCAGCCAGAGCCACAAGCCGGGGGUGCUGCCGGGCUGCUUCCCGCCCCAGAUCGUGGAGACCAAAGUGGAGCCGGUCUUCGAGACCCUGGACUCUUGCAAAGGGCCCCGUAAGGAAGAAGGGGGAGCGGGGCCAGGACCGGGGGGCAUGUCCUCGCCCUACGGCAGCACCGUGCGCUCCUACCUGGGCUACCAGUCGGUGCCGAGCGGCAGCAGCGGGAACCUGUCCACCUCGUCCUCCUCCAGCCCCCCCGGCACCCCGAACCCCUCCGAGUCCUCCAAGUCGGCCGCCGGCGCCGGGGGCUACUCGGGGCCGCCGGCGGGCAAGAACAAGCCCAAGAAGUGCGUGGACAAGCACAGCGACGAGUACAAGCUGCGCCGGGAGCGGAACAACAUCGCUGUGCGCAAGAGCCGCGACAAAGCCAAAAUGCGCAACCUGGAGACGCAGCACAAAGUCUUGGAACUGACGGCCGAGAACGAGAGGCUGCAGAAGAAGGUGGAGCAGCUCUCUCGGGAGCUGAGCACCCUCAGGAACUUGUUCAAACAGCUGCCCGAGCCCCUGCUCGCUUCCUCGCCCCGCUGCUGACCCCCGCGCCGGGCCGCGGGGCGAGCUGAGCGCUGCCCCCCCACGCCCUCCUCCCGGGGCCGGGCCGCGUUUUCGGUUUCGUUGGGGGUUUCAUUGUUGUUGUUUGUUGUUGUUUGUUGUUGUUUCGGUCUCUAUUUGCUAACCCCCCCCCCCCCCCCCUCCCGGGGCCAGGGGGCGGCGGGCGGCGCGGGGGGGGCCGCGGCCCCAGGGCUCUGCUGGGCGCUGGGGUUAUUUAAAACGGCGAGAGGAGAGCGAGGGCGAAGUGAUGCAAUCCUUUAAGCAUGGCUGGGAAUGCUGUGUACAUGAUGCAAUCUCGUGUAACUGUCAGUCAUGGAUUGAGUAAUCUGUUAAAGAUGUUCCUACAGUUUUUUUUAUUAUAAAGAAUAAUCUAUUUCUAUAAGAAAAUACAUAUGUAUAUUUUGGGAUCUAUGCAUUCUUGCUACAUUUGAAGCAUUAAUGAACGAUUUUAAUAAACUUUACGACUAGGUUAAAAAAA
Molecule: messenger RNA, 1731 nt
Organism: Gallus gallus (chicken)
Lineage: Eukaryota; Metazoa; Chordata; Aves; Galliformes; Phasianidae
Gene: CEBPB
Product: CCAAT/enhancer binding protein beta
Exons: 1
Coding region: 249-1235 (328 amino acids)
Biological process (GO): regulation of transcription by RNA polymerase II; regulation of cell differentiation; DNA-templated transcription
Molecular function (GO): DNA-binding transcription factor activity, RNA polymerase II-specific; RNA polymerase II cis-regulatory region sequence-specific DNA binding
Source: RefSeq, marked validated